Molecule: messenger RNA, 1234 nt
Organism: Rhinolophus ferrumequinum (greater horseshoe bat)
Lineage: Eukaryota; Metazoa; Chordata; Mammalia; Chiroptera; Rhinolophidae
Gene: GCG
Product: glucagon
Exons: 6
Coding region: 215-757 (180 amino acids)
Biological process (GO): positive regulation of insulin secretion involved in cellular response to glucose stimulus; negative regulation of apoptotic process; adenylate cyclase-modulating G protein-coupled receptor signaling pathway
Cellular component (GO): extracellular region
Molecular function (GO): glucagon receptor binding; hormone activity
Source: RefSeq, a predicted model, not a curated record
UCAAAUGUAACAAAAGCCAUUAUUUACAGAUCAGAAAUUUAUAUUGUCAGCGUAAUAUCUGUGAGACUAAACAGCGUUAGAGAGUAUAUAAAAGCAGAACGCUUUGGUGUAGAAGAACAGAGCUCAGGACACAGCACAUCCACAGUUCCAAAAAGAGGGCUCGUUCUCUCUCUACCUGCUCUGCUCCUCGUCCAGUUGUCAAAAGGCAGCAAAAAUGAAAAGCAUUUACUUUGUGGCUGGAUUGUUUGUGAUGCUGGUACAAAGCAGCUGGCAACGUUCCCUUCAGGACUCAGAGGAGAAAUCCAGCUCAUUCCCAGCUCCCCAGACAGACCCGUUCAAUGACCCAGAGCAGAUGAAUGAAGACAAGCGCCAUUCGCAGGGCACGUUCACCAGUGACUACAGCAAGUAUCUGGACUCCAGGCGUGCCCAGGAUUUCGUGCAGUGGUUGAUGAACACCAAGAGGAACAAGAAUAACAUUGCCAAACGUCAUGACGAAUUUGAGAGACACGCUGAAGGGACCUUUACCAGUGAUGUAAGUUCUUAUUUGGAAGGCCAAGCUGCCAAGGAAUUCAUCGCUUGGCUGGUGAAAGGCCGAGGCAGGCGCGAUUUCCCAGAAGAAGUCACCAUCAUUGAAGAACUUGGACGCAGACACGCCGAUGGUUCUUUCUCUGAUGAGAUGAACACAGUUCUUGAUAAUCUUGCCACCCGGGACUUUAUAAACUGGUUGCUUCAGACCAAAAUUACUGACAGGAAGUAAGUAUGUCACUAUUGAAGAUCAUCUUCACCACAUCACCUGCCAACCACGUGGGAUGUUUGAAAUUUUAUGUUCUGUAAAUUUAAGAGGUGUAUCCUGAAGCCAUAUUGCUUUGCAUGCCAAUAAAUAGAUUUUCUUUUAAUAUUUAUUGUGUUGCCAAAAGAUUAUAAAUGGAAUAAACCAUUGUCAAAAUAUUGUUAAAAUACCAGCUUUAAAAUAUAAAAGUGCAAAAUUAUCUCUUUUUUUCUUAUUUUGGAUGAAGCACCCUAAACUGAUGAUACUUAGCAAUGAAAUUGUUUUUCUAUGAUAUAAUUUGUACAUAUAAAUUAUUCCAAUCACAACAUUGCAAUAAUAGGAUAAGGAAAGGACUGGUUGCUACAGUGGUGAAACUGGAAAAAGAUUUCUUCUUGAAACUUUUGUCAUAAAAAUGUUCAGCUUUCAAUAUAUCAAAAAUAGACUUAAAUAAAAUUUUCAAGCUUC